Molecule: messenger RNA, 410 nt
Organism: Meloidogyne enterolobii
Lineage: Eukaryota; Metazoa; Nematoda; Chromadorea; Rhabditida; Meloidogynidae
Source: the annotation of a GenBank genome assembly
UUUUUAAAGACCACCUAAGCAAAUUAAAAUCUCGUACCGGCCUAGCAAAUGGUCUUUCUGGUUUAAUGCUUUUAGGCAAUGUACUAGUCGGUGUUUGUUUUAUUCUUACAUCAGUAAUUAUUUGUCAUUAUUGGGCAUCUAACUCAACAAGAUAUCAGCCAGUAGGGAGAGUUGCGAAGAGAACGCUUCCACGCACUCAUCAGGGUAAACGUCGCUCUACCAAAACUACAACCUCAUUAUCCACAAUUGGAGGAAAUAAAAAUUAUCCGUAUACACAAAAUGACGGAUUUUAUCAAAACAAUUCAGAAUUUGAAAAUAAAAAUGAUACAAAUGGACAAUCAUGUAGUUCUAUUAGGGAAGAAAGAAUAAAAAAUAAUAAUGAAUUAAAUGAUAAUUUAAAUAUUGUUUAA